UCAGCGCUUGGUCGCGUGCAAUAAAAUGAUAAACUCUGCUCGACUUAUCUGAUGUUAUCAAGAUAUAAUUAUCAUGAGAUGUUUUUUUAGUGUCAUUGGCGCGUUUGCGUAUUCGAUAGUCUGUGGUCAGUGAAAUUGGCGCGUUCGCUUUCUAAAUAUUGGCGCGAAAAUUCAAAUUGAUUUUGGAACGAUGAAUUACACGGAUAUUGUAACGGUGACUAGUGAGAUGUUUUCGACAACUGUCCUUCCGGAUUUGAUGUCGACGGAUUUUUUUGCGACUUCAGAUUUUUCGUCGACUUCGGAUUUUGCGUCUAUGGGUAUAGAGUCAACUACUGAUUUUGUUCCUACUACGCUGCCUCCAGAGACCGGUAUAAGGGAGUGGUUGUUGGAUGUCGUCGUAAAGAAUUCAGCAGUCAAAGGCGGCUUCUGGCAAGGUUUCCUAGCGUCACUGUCCGUGGUUAUUGUCUCGGAAUUAGCGGACAAGACAUUCUUCAUAGCUGCAAUCAUGGCCAUGAAACAUUCUAGAAUAAUUGUGUUCAGUGGUGCCAUAUCUGCGCUUAUUUUUAUGACUGUUCUCUCAGCAGCCUUUGGCUGGGUGGCCACAGUUGUACCAAGGGUGUAUACGCAUUAUAUAAGUGCGGCACUGUUCGCCAUAUUUGGUCUGAAGAUGCUAAGAGAUGGAUGGAAGAUGGACCCGAACGAGGGUCAAGAAGAGUUAGAUGAGGUGCAGACCGAAUUGAAGAGGAGGGAGGAACAGGUGUGUUUGAAGCUAGAAGAUAAAGAAGAAACAGCUGAGAUGCUGGAACAAGGUCUAGCAGAGAGACGGAAAAGACGUAGUGCAGUCUAUAAAGUAUUAUUGCAAGCGGCAACUUUGACAUUUUUAGCGGAAUGGGGAGAUAGGUCGCAACUGGCGACAGUGGUGUUGGCCACGAGAGAAGACGUUUUUGGUGUAGUGGUGGGAGGGUCCCUGGGUCACGCCCUUUGCACGGGAUUGGCUGUGAUUGGUGGAAGAAUGGUGGCGCAGAAGAUUUCUGUUAGGACUGUGACAAUUAUUGGUGGUCUAGUCUUCCUAUUCUUCGCUGUGAGUGCACUAGUGAUGGGCCCCGGCGAGUAAAGACUUUUAAUCAAUAUAAAUGGUGCUCUCAAAUGUUUUUAGACGUCUAUAUGACGGUCCUAGGGUAGACUUGUGCGUGCUGUUUGCAUUCACUCAUUUCUUUUUCAUUUCGUUCAGAAAUAAGAUAGACAUUCUGUACUCGUUGUGACGGUAAAAACUAUUCUCUUCGUAUUGUAGAAUCUGUUCGGACAGACAAACUAUGUAUGUAUGCUUAUUUUAUACGUCAUUUCAUUUAUUCACAAAAAUAAUAGAUUUUUAUCUUAAAUAAGAUAAUUUAUUGUUGAACUAUAAUGACGUAGUCAUAACGAAAAAGGCAAUGUUGCACUUCAUUUGAAAUUCUUACAUUUUAAAAUAAAUCCUAAAUAAUUCAGUAUUUAUGAAUAGCCAGGUUCCUCUUCAAACACUUACCCCCAUAUAAAUCACACUCUUGACUUAAGUACACUUCCGUCUCUUUCUAUCAAAGUGUGUGUACGCUGAAAAGAGACCGAAGUACAUUAGUUAUAACGGUACAAUUUGAUUGAGAAAGUUUUGUAUAUUAUAAGGUUUUACUAUAAACUUACAAAACCCAACCUAAGAACCGUUGCUUACGAAAAGUGACGGUAGUUUUCAAGUAGCUGAAAACUACCUACAUAUUUUGUAAAACAUGGAAAUUGCAUUUAUUUUUUUCAAUUCUAAAUCAUUUAUAUGAUGGCUGUUGCACUGUUCUAACGUAACUCACCUGUCUCUUUCUCUCUAAUUGUUUAUACUGUGAUGAAGAGGCAAAACGAGUCCAUAAUGUCUAUUUUAGUUGACUUCGCCUAGGGUUCCUGCUACGUUGUUGCCUUUAGAUUAGGGGUUGGACGCACGAAAUGGCGGACAGAUAUACCAACAACUUGAAACCUGUCACAAUGAAGUAUGUUAUUGGUAGACUCAGCGUCUAUGACUCUGUAUGUCAAAUCCAAUACAUUUUUGACAUGCGAGAGUCAGACUUAGUGUUACGAAGGCCGAAAUUUAGGCCUAACUUAAAUCUAGUUUCUGCCGACUUUUCUAUAAUUAUCCAUUUAGCUUGUAUUGUUAGUAUAUCUGUUUGCGUCUUGUUACCACUAUGAGAUGUAUGUGUUGAUAUAACCAAAAUGACUUUGGCUCACUUUACAUCUAAUUAGUCCUAACAUUGAAUUGCGGAUUAUAGACGAGCCAAUUUAUGAUAGCCUGUAUUAGCAUGUAUGCUAAUCAUAAAUAUAUAUAAUCCCGGAGACUUUUGGGAGAUUAAUGUAUGGUGUACUAUAUGGACCUGUCCACUGAAAUAUUCCCGAACAAAUUCGACUUUGGGUCCAUCAAGAAGCUCGUACCAAUUAUUAAAAGGCCGCCUCUUGCUAGCAAUCUGGCAAUGUGAUUGUAUAUAGGCGGUAUCACUUGACAUAAGGUGACUGGUAAUUGUGAUGGAUACGAUGUUCCAUAAGAAUCAAUUUACGAUUCAUAUUUUUCAUAGCAGCGGAAACACUUAGACAGUAAGUGAUGAGAGAAUACUUAAAGCAGUGCCAGACUGACAGGUCUAGGUCGGUCGGUUUGGAGAACAUUAUCUGUAGUAACUAUAUAGAAUUGACUAGAUUAAGAGUCUAUGGCUAAGUGUCACUCUCGUAUGUCAUAACAUUGGCAAAGGUGUCAUAGCGCUUAGUCUCUAAGACUUAUUAGUUUGUGCAUAUUAUGAAUAUAGGGUUUUAAUAGAUAAAAUGUAAAUAAUGUAGAAUAUGACAGCAUUUUAUUAAUAUUAGUCGAAAUAAAUAGAAAUUGUACUAGUUGCGCCCGCCCUGGUAAUUUCGAUGAGUUAUUUAUACCAAUAAAAAUUGCUCUAACCAUUUCGAUAUAUUCGUUCAGAAACACGUUGACACAAUUUUUUUUUAUUUCUAUAAAACCUAUGUCGAUAAACUUCUAACUCAACUUAAUAAAUUAUAUUUGAAUGAAAAAAAAAACAUACACCCAAGUGUCAGGCACAGACUACUAUGUUUGGCGGCGGUUAGUAUCAAUGACUUUUUUGAUUUAGAUUUCGGGUAUACUGUCAAAUGUACCAUAAAAUUUCAUACAAAUCAACUGUAUAAUUCCCGCAAUGUGAUAUGUAUAGGUUGAUGUUAAAAUAGUGUAAGUACAAAUAAAUAACUUAAGUCUAUAAAGCACACGUUGACUUGGCUUAGGGAUUCAGAAACUGACUCAAGUUUGACUCACGUACGUCAAAAAUGUAGUGGAUUUUGACAUAUUGUAGUCAUAGCUUGGGUUUAUUCUAAAUCUUAUAUUAAUCGAGUUUAGUAUUAUACAUGUAGAAUUUAAAAAUCAUAAACUGAGCAAAAGUUAGCUAAGGGUUGGAAUUCUGGAAUGCUGAGUCUAAGCAAAGUACGUUCUAUAGAUUUAAGCAUGUCACUUGUUAAGUUGUAAAAAGUAUUAUUUUUAUGUAUUUAACGAUUUUAUUAAAACUUAUUUUAAU
Messenger RNA from Pieris brassicae (large cabbage white), 3569 nucleotides. Its product is annotated as transmembrane protein 165. Bases 191 to 1114 code for a protein of 307 amino acids. Gene Ontology annotation, cellular component: Golgi apparatus. Gene Ontology annotation, biological process: Golgi calcium ion homeostasis; Golgi calcium ion transport; manganese ion transmembrane transport. Gene Ontology annotation, molecular function: calcium ion transmembrane transporter activity; manganese ion transmembrane transporter activity. NCBI's taxonomy places the organism in Eukaryota, Metazoa, Arthropoda, Insecta, Lepidoptera, Pieridae. The transcript is spliced from 4 exons. The record is from RefSeq and is a predicted model, not a curated record.